AUGAUGGCACUCGUGACAUCCCUGGAUACACUUAUGUGCUCGAUCGGCACUUUCAUCCUCGACUCACUGCAUGCUGCGCCUUUCCAAACUUUCGCCAUCUUCCUCCUCCUUCAGUUCCUUCUCGCCCCGACCGUCAUAACCUUGGUGUGCAGAUGGUGCGGCCUAGCACCUGGCACAGACAACGAGUCGCAAAGGACUUGCCCAACGCGCGACGGAAGCGGGGUUGUUGAUGUGACGCAAGACAAAUCAUCACAGACCGAAGCUCACUGA
Molecule: messenger RNA, 270 nt
Organism: Penicillium psychrosexuale
Lineage: Eukaryota; Fungi; Ascomycota; Eurotiomycetes; Eurotiales; Aspergillaceae
Exons: 1
Coding region: 1-270 (89 amino acids)
Source: RefSeq, a predicted model, not a curated record